This is a messenger RNA of Hydatigera taeniaeformis, 648 nucleotides long. NCBI's taxonomy places the organism in Eukaryota, Metazoa, Platyhelminthes, Cestoda, Cyclophyllidea, Taeniidae. The record is from the annotation of a GenBank genome assembly.
AUGAGGCUGUUUGUUGGUACUCUGUUUACAAUUUUAGCUUCGUUCCUUACUGUUCUUGUUGACUGUUUUCCGAAACAACUUACUUUCGAGCUUCCAGGAACGGAAAAGCUCUGCUUUUAUGAGAAACUUGAGAAACAAGAACAGUGCAGCUUUAUGUUUCAAGUACUGAAGGGUAGUUCAAGUGACGUCGAGGUUGUUAUUAGGGAUCCUAACACGAAUGUAAUUGUUAAGAAGGAGGAAAGUCCUCAUGAGACGAUUGGGCUGACGGCAACUGCGGACGGUGACUACUCAUUUUGCUUCCAUAACCGGUUCCCUCCUAUGUCUCCGAAGCGUAUUUUUUUCGAACUCAGGCUAGAUGAAUCACUCAGAGAGGAAGCUGGUCUUCUUGGAUCCGGUCCAAGUUCAAUGAUUGGAACUCUCGCAGAAACCAUUCAUGAACAUCUCUCUGUCUCCGAAAGCUACCAGACGGAGUUGCGUGCGAAGUUGACCGCGGACCGUAUCUUUGCCCAUGAACUGCUCUCUCAUAUUACCAUCUGGAGCACGGCUGUUUCAGUAAUUAUCAUAGUUACGGUUGUAGCUCAGUUGUCCAUACUUAAAAGCUUCUUCAAGGAUAGGGAGCGCCUCCAUAUGACCCAUAAUUCCUGCUGA